Colletotrichum higginsianum IMI 349063 is the source of this 1035-nucleotide messenger RNA. RefSeq names its product Daunorubicin C-13 ketoreductase. The coding region runs from base 1 to 1035 and encodes 344 amino acids. The transcript has 4 exons. The record is from RefSeq and is a predicted model, not a curated record. NCBI's taxonomy places the organism in Eukaryota, Fungi, Ascomycota, Sordariomycetes, Glomerellales, Glomerellaceae.
AUGCCCGGCUACUGGAACCCGUUGACUGACAUGCCCAGUCUUGAAGGCAAGGUAGUUGUUGUGACUGGGGGCAAGCUCACCGUUUGCAGUGCCGGCAUCGGAUUGUCAACCGUCAAGUUCAUCGCCCUACGAGGCGCUAGAGUCUAUUUCACCGCGAGAUCCAAAGACAAGGCCGACAGGGCCCGGGCUCUUCUCACGUCAGAGAAUCCUGAGAUUGACAAUGGUCGACUCCACUGGCUGCCGCUCGAUCUGGCGGAUCUGGCAUCCGUCUCGGCAGCGGUUAAGGAGCUGAAAUCGAAAGAAAGCAAAGUUGAUAUUCUAAUCAACAACGCCGGCCUUUGCUCUGCGUCUACGCAGACAGUAGGCCCCGGAUGGGAAUGGCACAUGGGGGUCAAUCACGUCGGCCACUUCGUCUUCACAAACGGCGUAUUCCCUCUGCUUAAAAACGCAACGAUGCAGCCAGGGGCUGAUGUGCGCAUCAUCACGCUCAGCUCCAACGUCAACUAUGCCAUCCUGCCUUCCAACUACCAGUUCACGUUCGACUCCCCGUCAUUCCUUGCCAGCCCUGUCCCCUACUACCCCUGGCAAUGGCGGUAUCUCUCUCGUCACGUCUUCGUCGUCGACAUGAUCCGGUACUCGGUCUCCAAGGUCGCCAACCUCCUGUUCGCCCAGGAGCUCCAGCGGCGGAUGGACGAGCGGGGGCUGCCGAUCCUGUCCAUCUCGGUGCACCCAGGAGGCGUGGCCAGCGAGGGGACCAAGGGUAUUGGGAAUUCGGUCUUUUCGCUCGCCAGGGCGGCCGUGUUCUUGUCGACUGACCAGGGCGCCGUGACGUCUCUCUUUGCGGCCACCGCGAGCGAAGUGCGCGAGAACGCCGACGUGUUCAAGGGUAAAUACCUGGAGCCUUAUGGCAAAGUUGUGACACCGAAUCCGAUCGCAAACGACGCAAAACAGGUCAGGGGGAUGUGGGACAACACGACAGCGGAAGUCAACAAACAUCUUUCAGAUAUUGGGAUGGCGCCGCUGCAGCAGUGGUGA